This is a messenger RNA of Hansenula anomala, 2664 nucleotides long. It is a transcript of the gene PSD2, whose product is annotated as phosphatidylserine decarboxylase 2. Gene Ontology annotation, molecular function: phosphatidylserine decarboxylase activity. Bases 1 to 2664 code for a protein of 887 amino acids. Lineage: Eukaryota; Fungi; Ascomycota; Saccharomycetes; Phaffomycetales; Wickerhamomycetaceae. Gene Ontology annotation, biological process: phospholipid biosynthetic process. The record is from RefSeq and is a predicted model, not a curated record. The transcript has 3 exons.
AUGAAAAUUAUACCCAAAAGGAACAAGAAGAGCAUCAAGAGAAGAGUGGACUUGAAAGUGAACUUGAUUGAGGGUAAAGAUUUAGUCCUUACAAACCCUAGAUCCUGUCACAUUGUUGCUGGUAUUGCAUUGAAUGGUCAAACAAAGAGAACACACAAGAUCAAGCAUACUGCUAAUCCAGUAUUCAACACCUCUUUACAGCUGAGAUUAACAGGCUAUAGCAUUGGUGGUCCAAUAUUACACAUUGCAUUAUUUGAUAAACACAGAAAGUACACCAUUUAUCUGGGAGAGUUGAGGUUGUCGGUAGUGGAUUUAUUUGAGGAUGCUGAAAAAAGUUUAACAAAGACUAUAGUGGCACCAAAAUGGUAUAAGUUACAUUCAUCUAAAUCUCAAGAAACUUUUGUGACAGGGUCAAUUAAAGUUGGUUUUGAAUUAAAAUCUAAAACUGAUGUUGUAACAAAUUUUAAAAUUUGGCAGUCCUCUUUAGUCAAGCGUGAGAAAUCAAUCAAGAUCAAUGAUCAAGACUAUUACUCGGAUACUGAAACUGAUGUGGAAUCUUUAAUGCUUGAAGAUCCUAAAAACAUUGGCAUCCAUAGCAGUUUACAAGAUUUGAAUCUAAGUACUGAUUCCAUAUCUACUCCAUCAUCAUCAACAGAGACAUCCACCAAAGCUCCUUCAUCACAAUCAUCAUUAUAUUUACAGCCACCUUCAGUGGCAGGCUCCACUUCAAAUUAUGAUUCCUACUAUAGUAGUGACGUUUCGGAUGCUCCAUUCGUUACACAGCAAUCUUUAUCUAGGAAACCACAUGUUAAGAAACCAGUUACAAUUGCAGGUGUUGUCUUUUUAGAAAUCCUAAGUGCGGAUAAUUUACCACCUUUUAAAAGGUUUAUUCAAAAAGGUUUUGACAUGGACCCAUUUGUUGUCAUAUCGUUUGGUAAGAAAACUUUUAGAACUUCAUGGAGAAAACAUACUUUAACACCUGUUUUCAACCAAACUUUGGGGUUUAAAGUGCUGUCAAACGAGAAAAAUUAUGACUUGGUUUUCAAUAUAUUGGAUAAAGAUCAUAUAUCAUUUCAUGAUAAAGUUGCAUUUGGUUCAAUUUCAUUACAAGAUAUCAUUGAUGAAGAGCAGUUUGUUGAUUAUGAUCUACCUUUGAAAUUGUUUAAAGAUCUGGAUUAUCACCCUUCAUUGAAGUUUAGAAUCAAGUUUAAACCAUACUCUAUUUUGAAAAAGGAAUUAUGGGAAUCCAUCUUAUCAAAAUAUGGUGAAUCGUUAGAUAUUAUUCAAUUGGAUAUGUUCCUAGAAAAUUUGAACAUUACUGAAGAGUUGGCAUCUUUUUAUAAAUAUAAUGAUAAAUCAAUGGUUGAUAUGUUAACUAUCCCCGAGAUCAUUAAAGUUUUAGAUCUUCAUAAAGUGGAAAUUCAAAGAUGUCCACUGUGUGGGAAAAGAAAACAAAUGGAUAUGGUUACACAUGUUGCUAUAUGUUCGGCUAAAGGUGAUAAAUUGAAAAGUUAUGCCACAGCAGGUUUUGCUUCCAAAAGAUGGUAUUCAAAAGUUUUAAUCAAAUUUGCAUACGGGAAAUAUGCACUUGGUAAGAAUAAUGCAAACAUUUUGGUUCAAGAUAGAUUAACUGGGUUCAUAAUUGAAGAAAAAAUGGCAUUAUAUAUAAGAUUAGGAAUAAGAUUAUUAUAUAAGGGUAAAGGUGCAGAUUCCAAAAGAAUUAAAAACUUGUUGAAAAGUUUGUCAAUCAAACAAGGUGCAAGAUUUGACUCACCAACUUCAGUUAAAGAUAUUGAUUCAUUCAUAAGAUUUCAUCAUUUAGACCUAUCAGAAUGUCAAGAAGUUGAAUAUAAAACUUUUAAUGAAUUUUUCUAUAGGAAAUUAAAACCAGGUUCAAGAGUACCAGAAUCAAAAGACUCUAGAAUAAUAGUUUCACCAGCAGAUUCAAGAUGCACAGCAUUCAAUGAUGUUUCAUCAGCAACAAAAAUUUGGAUUAAAAGUCGUUCAUUUUCCAUUUCAAAAUUAUUAGGUGAAGAAUCAUCAAAUUCAAACUUUGAUGAUUGUUCAGUUGCAGUUUUCAGACUAGCACCUCAAGAUUAUCAUAGAUUCCAUUCUCCAGUAGAUGGUAUAGUUCAAGAACCUAUUUUCAUCUCGGGUGAAUAUUAUACAGUGAACCCAAUGGCUAUUAGAUCUGAUCUUGACGUGUUUGGUGAGAAUAUUAGAGUUGUUAUCCCCAUUGAAACUGAACUUUUCGGAAGGGUCUUGGUCAUAGCUGUGGGUGCCAUGAUGGUUGGCUCUACCGUACUAUCUGUUGCUAAAGGUGAUCAGAUUAAAAGAACAGAUGAAUUGGGAUAUUUCAAAUUUGGUGGGUCAACUAUUUUAGUAUUGUUUGCAAAGGGUAAAAUGGAAUUUGAUUCAGAUUUGGUGGCCAACUCAUUAGAGUGUACAGAGACUCUUGUGCGUGUUGGUAUGUCUGUUGGACAUUCGCCAGAUAUUGACGAGUUUGAGAGGAAAAAAAUAAACUUUGAAGAGAAUUCUGAAGAGGAUAAAUUGAAAAUCAUCAGAACAAUUACUGGUGGAGAUGCUGAACAUCCUUGGGAAUAUUUCAAUUUGAAUGUGCAUUCGGAUGAUGACUUGUACGAUGAAGAAGAUGAAGAUAGCUGA